GAGGAACUCACUGGUAAAAGAGAGUUGCCUUCCAGUAACCGCUAUCUGCUUGCAGCGUUUACAUGAGAGUCCGGGUGUGAGCCUGCCUGAGAGGGGAAAAAAAAAGGACGCUCACAAAGGCAACGUGAACAUCAAUUGCCGUAGAUCGGAGAAGGUCUUCUGCGUGGAUUAGGUCUCAUCUGCCCAGCUGCUUCGCUGGGUAAGACCAUGCACUGUGGAGACAUGAGCAGACUAAGGAGGAUGUGAAGAUGUCCCAGACCACUGCUAAAACAUGGUGCCUUAGGCUUCUCCCAAUUCUCGUCUUCUUCAUCUCCUUUGUCACAUACUACUACUCCUUCGCCGUACCCCAGAGUUAUGGCGGUCAAAGUAAGAUUCUGAGCAGUAGCAAGUCGCUGUGUGGAGGCUGGCUUACUCGACAAAAGUGGGAGAGCCUUAACUUUAACAUCAGCAGACAGACGCAACUUUUUCUGAAACUGAAGGAUUUCUUCUGGAGGCAGCAUCUGUCCAAGCUGCCUUUACCUUACGGCAUUAAAGGCAGUGAGUUGCUGCUACUCAAAGUUCUUGCUGUUUCUUCCAAUUACGAUGUGCCAGCCAAAAUUGAAAACCUUGAGUGCAGAACCUGCGCAGUUAUCGGCAAUGGCUUUGUCAUUAAAAACAGCUCCUUGGGAAGCAUCAUCAAUAAAUACGAUGUUGUCAUUAGGUUGAAUGAUGCUCCUGUAAGAGGCUAUGAGGAGGAUGUGGGAAACAAGACCACCAUGAGGUUCUUCUACCCCGAGUCCGCCUCCUCUAACCCUGCACUGCAUAACGACCCGGACACACUCAUGGUCCUAGUGCCUUUCAAACAACAAGACCUACGCUGGCUCAAAGAGAUAAUCUAUAAUGAAAAAAGGGUUAGGAAAGGUUUCUGGAAGCCCCCGCCCCAAAUCUGGUUGGGUGAUGUCAGUAAAAUCCGAGUACUGGACCCCCAUUUUCUGUACCAGACGGCAGAUAAACUUCUCAAGAUUCAUUCUGAAAAGGGAAAACAGAUUUUUGUUCACCCUACUACUGGCAUCCUAGCUGUCUAUGUUGCGCUCAACUACUGUGAUGUGGUCCACAUCGCUGGAUUUGGAUAUCCCAAUUCAAAUAAUCUGUGGCAACCCAUCCACUACUAUGGACACGACAUCAUGAAAUCCAUGAAGAAUUCCUACCACGAUCUCAACCUUGAAGCCAAAGCCUUAAAAAAACUGGAGGAUUCAGGAGCCAUUCUUUACUUACACCCACAUUUAUGAUAACACUUUUCCAAGUAAAGUCCCAUUUCUGAUAACAUUUAUCACAAAUAUAGAUCUUUGGAUCUUAAUUUGACAAAGUGCCUUUGGGAACCUUGAGUUUGCACUCUAAAUCUCUCUACAAUACUUUGCCUCUUAAAGGUUUCACUCAGGCUCUGUAUUUUGCAUAUUGUUUAAUUUGCAUGACAAUCUUUAACUCUGGAAACAAAUUUGUUGUGCGGGAGACCCUUGUUCCAGAAGGUACAACGUUAAUCUGUUGCAUUGUUUCUCCAGUUCUUGCAGUGGACUGGAUUCGUUCAGGCAGUGUUGUUGGAAACAACCUUUGCAAACCUCAUCUGAGGAUUUGUUACAAUCAUGCUCUGGAUUUGUUCUCCUAUAAAGUUUAAAACUGUGUGAACCUGUUAUUUCAUUUUCUGAGAACAAAAACAAGAGUUUUUCAGUGUAACUAUGUGUUUGGGGUGUAUGGGGAUUCACGUUCAGUUAUUUCUUUGGGUUAAACUGCUCACACUUGACAAAAUUAACCUCACUUCUCUUUCCCGUUACUUCAGUGAGUAAUACCAGCUGCAGUUAGCUUAUUUGUCAUGUGGUGAUUUAUUGUAAUUUAUUUAGUUCAGAGAAAAAGGCUCCACUGGAUUUUUUUUCUUUUGUAUGUACAAAUUUUGUGCA
This is a messenger RNA of Poecilia reticulata (guppy), 1931 nucleotides long. RefSeq names its product ST3 beta-galactoside alpha-2,3-sialyltransferase 4 (gene st3gal4). Gene Ontology annotation, molecular function: sialyltransferase activity. Gene Ontology annotation, biological process: glycolipid biosynthetic process. NCBI's taxonomy places the organism in Eukaryota, Metazoa, Chordata, Actinopteri, Cyprinodontiformes, Poeciliidae. The record is from RefSeq and is a predicted model, not a curated record.